Carassius gibelio (silver crucian carp) is the source of this 2323-nucleotide messenger RNA. RefSeq names its product alpha-tubulin N-acetyltransferase 1. The transcript has 12 exons. The record is from RefSeq and is a predicted model, not a curated record. Bases 209 to 1390 code for a protein of 393 amino acids. Gene Ontology annotation, molecular function: tubulin N-acetyltransferase activity. Lineage: Eukaryota; Metazoa; Chordata; Actinopteri; Cypriniformes; Cyprinidae. Gene Ontology annotation, cellular component: microtubule. Gene Ontology annotation, biological process: alpha-tubulin acetylation.
ACUAGCGCUCCUCCAGUGCGCACUAGUGAGGGAAGGGAGUGACACAGACACAAUGGGAGGACAGAAACAGCAUCGAUAACAGCGCUCUACAGCUGUGCCUUUAAAGCAGCCUGCUGCUGAACUGCUGUCUGAAGUGCACUGUGAUUAAUGCAUCUGAAUUUGCUGCAGGGCAUUAGUAUUGUCUCAAGAUUUCACAUCUGUCCUUCCAAUGGAUUUCCCUUUCGACAUGAACGCGCUCUUCCCCGAGAGAAUUACAGUGCUGGAUAACAGCUUGAGUGCAGGUCGGAGAGCGCAUGGGAGACCAGAUCCUCUUCUUCAGAUCAGCACAGUUAUAGAUGAGCUGGGCAAAGCCUCCGCUAAGGCCCAGCAGCUGCCUGCUCCUAUAACCAGUGCAGCGAAGCUCCAGGCCACCAGACAUCAUCUCUACCUCCUGAAAGAUGGAGAACAGAACGGCGGGAGGGGUGUUAUCGUUGGAUUUCUGAAGGUUGGCUACAAGAAGCUGUUUUUACUUGACCAACGGGGGGCGCAUUUGGAGACCGAGCCAUUGUGUGUGCUGGAUUUCUAUGUGACAGAGACUCUGCAGAGACAUGGCUACGGGCUCCAGCUCUUUGACUUCAUGCUGAAACACAAACGGGUGGAGCCUGAACAGAUGGCGUAUGAUAGACCUUCUCCUAAAUUCCUGUCAUUUCUAGAAAAGCACUAUGAUCUCAAGAACAGCGUGCCUCAGGUGAAUAACUUUGUGGUGUUCAGUGGAUUCUUCCCGAGUAGAUCAGGAACACCUCCCUCCCCUUCGACGGAUCAGGGGAUGUAUGGAUUUUUCGGUCCAAUUGAGAAAAGUUCCCCCAAAAAAGCCAGAGGGAGAGAUCAAACCCUAUUCACUGAUGGAAAGAGAAGUGGUUCGGGAGGAGCAGAGGGCUCUCCCCUGGCCGUUCGUUCGCCCCGCGGGUCCCCCCCUCUCUCCCCCUCUGCUUCCGUCAUCUCCUCAAUCCCGUUGUCUCAGUGUGGGAUCCUCCCCCAGCCGGGCCCUGCUCCGGCCCGCCGUGGCCCCCGGGAGCCCCUCCCACCAGCUCAACGACAGCUGCAGGGCAAGACGCACCAGCCAUCAGGGUCUAGUUGCCAGCAGCAACCUCUACCGUCACCAUAUCAACAGCCGAGAUCUCGGGCAAUUACUGGCGGAAGAGCAGAACCCCUUGAAGCUUCCAGACCACAUCCUCAAGGCCAGGUUGUGUCCCUUCCGACACUUACUGCCCCCAAGAAAUAUCAUGUACAGGAGCAGGCCUCCAUAACAACCCUGGAACCCAAAGAAGAGCUGCAGACCGCUGUAUGGCCCAGUGGGUCCGACAGAAACAAGAGUGUCGCAGCACACAGUCCCGGUGACAGAAGAUGUUAAAGGGGUCAUUGGAUGCCCAUUUUCCAAAAGUUGAUAUGAUUCUUUAGAGUCUUAAUGAAAAUCUGAAACAUAGUUUGGUUAAAAAUUCUCAAUGUUAGUGUAAAAAAAACACUUUUUUUACCCUGUCAGUCAAAACCAAGCUUUUUUCAGAGCAAGCCGUUUUGUUGCAUUUUCCUUUAAAUGUUAAUGAGUUCUGCUGACCCCGCCCCUCUCUUCCGAGUCGCUCUCAGAGAGACUCGCAUUCGUCGUGAAACUUGCUAAUUACCACAUUAUUAGGAAAGACGAUUUUCAAAGAUUAAUUAAAAACAUUAUACUAAAUUUUUGUUGGUGAAGCGAGACCACAAAUGAUUCACGCAAAGAUAAACGCAUUUAUGUAGAGCGCCUUAUCUUCAAAAACAAACAUAAUCCACUGCGUCUUCAGUGGCUCAGAUUUUGGGAGUAAAUGAUGACUCCUAUGUUCAUUGUUACAUCCAACAACAAAACACCUCAAUCAUUUAAGCUUGUCUAUAUCUGCUCCGGUGGUGAAACAAUGGUGGACUGAUGACCGCUCACUAAGGGUGAGUCUAAUGACAUGUUCCAGGUCACCCAUAACCCGUUUUUUUAACCCGUACUGGAACAGCAGUCAAGCCUGUGACUUCCCACCUGUGAACUCGUACUAGAUCGAUGAAACACUGCUGUCAAUCAAACUAAUGUGGGAGGAGCCUGUCUGUGUGACAUCACAAAGACAGUCAUCUGAGAUCGGCUCAUUUGAGAAAGGGGCAAUGAUUAAGAAACACUUGGUACGUCUUUAUCAUUAUAGGGUGGUUGUGUACACAAUACCAAUACGCCUUUCAACUUGUAAUAGUGCUUGUAGCAUCAUAUGACCCCUUUAAGAAGAGAAAUUAACUGAUGGACAUCGCAAAGAAGUGAGAAUAAUAAAGGGUGGAGAAAUUG